Molecule: messenger RNA, 1008 nt
Organism: Phycodurus eques (leafy seadragon)
Lineage: Eukaryota; Metazoa; Chordata; Actinopteri; Syngnathiformes; Syngnathidae
Gene: mibp
Product: muscle-specific beta 1 integrin binding protein
Exons: 8
Coding region: 153-758 (201 amino acids)
Cellular component (GO): cytoplasm
Source: RefSeq, a predicted model, not a curated record
AAGGGGCUGGCGCUCAGUUGUACAAGAGUGGCAACAGUCCAUCUACCCGGCGACCAAAGUCGAUUUGAUGACAUUUUAAGUUUUUUUUGGGGGGAGUUAACGGCACUUUGUGUUUCUUCACUUGAGAAGGACUACUGAGAAGAGACGAAAAGAUGAAAUACGUUAUAGGAAUUGGCGGAGUCACUAAUGGUGGUAAAACCACCCUGACUAAUAAGUUGAUCAAGACAUUGCCCAAUUGUUGUGUAGUGCACCAGGACGACUUUUUCAAGAAACCCGAUCAGAUAGAAGUCGGGGAGGACGGCUUUAAACAAUGGGAUGUGAUCACUGCCUUGGACAUGGAGGCCAUGACCGACACCGUCAAAGGCUGGGUGGAGAAUCCAGUGAAGUUUGCCCGUUCGCACGGUGUCCCGCUGUCUUCUUCCUCCGACGUGGCCAACCCAGAUGAGCAGACCCACAUCCUGAUUGUGGAGGGCUUCCUGCUCUACAAUGACCCGCAGCUGCUGGAUGUUUAUGACAAGUGCUAUUACAUCUCCAUUCCCUAUGAAGAGUGCAAGAGGAGGAGAAGUACAAGACAAUACACAGUCCCAGACCCUCCCGGCCUGUUUGAAGGCCAUGUUUGGCCGAUGUACCUCAAGCACCGCACAGAGAUGGAAGGCAGUCGCUUAGAUAUUGAGUACCUGGAUGGCUUGAAAUGCAAAGAAGAGCUCUACAACCAGGUGUAUGAGGACAUCCAGAACAACCUGCUUCAUCGUUCAUAGCAUGAAGUCAGCACUCCAGUGCUGUACAAAUAUUUGUAUAUAGUUCCAAGGAUUCUUUUUUUAAAUAGUUUUUUGUAAAAGUUUUUUUUUUUUUUUGUAAAUACAAUGAAUUUAUUUUAACUUAUGAUUGUUUCCAUUUUGGUCUAAAAGUGAUUGUUGAAGUGAUUUUACCUGUUAUUCACACUGGACCCUUUGCUGGCCAAUCACAUUCUUCUUUCACCAAUAAACAUGUAUUCAUGUUGGAGAUGAA